AGUCACAACUAACGUGACUGCUAGAUUUUAGAAGUGUCAUUAGAUAAUUAUCACACACCGUGUCAUUAUAUACCAUAAAAAUUAUUAUAUAAGGGAUUGAGAAGGAACAAUGAGGACACCGGUGUUGACUGAUAAACAGCUUUCGAAUUUGAAGUUAUAUAAAUAUGCAAGUGUUGAUAAGUCCUUUUUGUCAAGAUACAUCCUUCGACAUUAUUGGGAUUUAGCAAUCAAGUUUUUUCCUUUAAACAUGGCACCUAAUUUGAUAACAUUGAUUGGAUUAUUGUUUAUAAUUUUUAAUGUCAUUCUUGUCUUCAUUUAUGUACCAACUAUGGAAGCAGAGGAUGCCGGGCCUUCUUGGAUUUAUUUUUCAUUUGCCCUGGGUUUGUGGCUUUAUUCUACUUUUGAUAAUGUAGAUGGGCGUCAAGCUAGAAGAACUGGAACAUCGAGUCCUUUAGGUGAAUUGUUUGAUCAUGGUUGUGAUGCAUUGAAUUGCUCUUUUGCUGCUAUCGUUCAAAUGUCAGCUCUCGGUUUAGGUCAUACAAAAGCGGCAGUCAUCAUUUAUGCAAUUGCUACCACCGGCUUUUAUCUUUCAACAAUUGAAGAGUACCAUACAGAAAUAUUAUAUUUGGGUUAUGUUAAUGUACCUACUGAAGGUGUCGUUCUUUUAUGUAUUAUGUUUACUAUUUCUGGUAUCUAUGGCCCUAUGAUUUGGAAGACUCAAUUGGGAUCUAUGAUUCCCAGCUUGCCUAGUUACAUGCAACAGUUAACUUUGAAUGAGGCUUAUAUUUGGUUUAUUGGUCUUAUGUUUCUAUUUACUCAUGUUCCAGUCUGCUUUUAUGCUAUGUAUAAAGCUUGCCGUUUGAAAAAAAAGCCAUUCAUUCGUACAAUGUUAUAUGAUAAUUGGGCAAUUGUGCUUUAUGUAGCUUCUUUCUACUUAUGGGUUACUUCACCUUAUUCAUUUAUCCUUUCUCAUCAACAUUAUGCAAUUUACUUGCUUGCUGUUGGUAUUGUCUUUGGUCGUAUUUGCUCUAAGAUUAUUUUGGCUCAUCUCACAAAGUCACCUUCACCUCUUCCUACUGGUUUAUUAAUCCCUCUUGUUUUAGGAGCUAUUAUUACCAAUUUGCCUUUAUAUACGUCUAUGCCACCUAUUUUUACUCCUCAAUCCGAGUAUAUUUAUUUAGUCUGUUACUUUAUUUUAUCGCUUGUAUUAUACUUACGCUGGGCUGUCUGUGUUAUUGACAGUAUUUGCACUUAUCUUGGUAUUCGUUGUUUGGUUAUCCCAGAUCAGUCUACAAAGAUUAAAUAAUCAUGCUGUAUACUGUAAAAAAAAUAUAUUAGAAUGUAUAUAGAAAAGAGAUGUAUUUAGAUUGAAAAAAAUAAAAAAAAAAGGAGGAGGUAUGAUACUAU
Molecule: messenger RNA, 1407 nt
Organism: Cokeromyces recurvatus
Lineage: Eukaryota; Fungi; Mucoromycota; Mucoromycetes; Mucorales; Mucoraceae
Exons: 4
Coding region: 110-1306 (398 amino acids)
Biological process (GO): phospholipid biosynthetic process
Cellular component (GO): membrane
Molecular function (GO): phosphotransferase activity, for other substituted phosphate groups
Source: RefSeq, a predicted model, not a curated record